GUAUUUUCUUUUUGUUUUUAAAAAGAGAAACAAUCAUUUAAACGGUUAAUUUGAUUCUAAUUUAAUUUCAUUUCAUUUAUAUUCUGUUCUGUUCUCUGUUGAGAAGUGAUUUGAUUGUUUGUUGGUUCAUUAUGAUUUCUAGUGAAACCAAAAUCAGUUUAUCUCCUUUCGCUAAUUGGUAUACAAAUUUUAUUCUGGAUGUUUGGAGUUCACCAAAUUUUUUUCAAAAUUCUUCUAAUUUUAUUUUACCCAAAAACGAUUAUUUUAAGAACAAUGUUAAUGGUUUAUUGGCUUAUGGUGCUCGUAACUGUGUAAUUUUAUGCCAAAUUCACGGUACAACAGUAAGAUUUAAUCGUUCGGUUAAACCUUACCCAAGUGUCUAUGAAAAGGUUAAUGCGGUUUCAUUUGCUCGGUGUUUAAAGACUCCUAAAUUGUUCAUUGGAUCUAAUCAGGGAAAGGUUUAUAUUUACCAUAUAGAGAAAAAUGUAAUGCAAACAAUUGAUCCUAUUGAUAUAAAAUCGGGACCUGAUUUGAUUAUCAAUUCCGUCGAUUGGGCUGAUGAUGUUGAUGUUUACUAUUCAAAAGGUUCUCAUGUUAUCCAAUGGAAUACUGAGACCAAUGUUUACUAUUCCGUUGAUUUUGGUUCACUUGUUAAGAAUCGCCAGUCAAAAAUUAUUUCCAUCAAAUUAACCAAAGUAGAUCCUUUGUUACUCGCUGUUGGUUUUGUUGGUGGAAAUGUUUCAAUUGUUAAGCUUGAUGGAGCUUCGAUCGUUGAUUACAAUUUAUUAUACACUUUGUAUCAUAGCUCAGACGAAAUAACCUCAAUGUCCUUUCCAUUUUCAAAUGGAGAAUAUGAAACUGGUAUAUUAGCUGUAAUCUCUCGACAAGGAUUACUAAAAGUUUGGGAACUUGACUCACGGAAAAUUCUUGCUGAGCAACAUUUUGCCACCAAAGGAGAUAAAUCAAAGGCGAAAAAUUUUUUCUCCCUUGCAUUUGUCCCGAAGCCUCCGCCAACAAAACCCAGGAAAGCUAAAAAAUCAACCACAGAGUCCAAUCAAUCUCAAGAAUCUAUUGAAAAUGAUGAACCUGAACCACCCAAGAUUGAAGAAUCAGAGAGCAAUGAGAUUAGAGAAUCAGAAAGCAAUGAAAUUGAAGCAUCGGAAACAAUUGAAAUUAAAGAACCAGAAAACGAUGUAAUUGUUGUGGAAACAGCAAAUGAUCCCACUGAAAAGGAAAAGGAAAAAGAAAAAGAAUUUGAAAAUUGUCGAUAUUUUCUUAAACUAUUGGUAUCUCGAACUGAUGGCAAGAUUGUCCUAAUCGAUAUUCCCGCCGACAAACGUGAAACCAGAUUCAAUCCGCUAAAAAGACCUGAACCAAUCAAUGUGAAUAAAAUACAUCAUAAUAAUGUUGUAUUUAACAUAUCGGUUGUUAAUCCUUUCCACUAUAUUGUUACUGAAAACAAACGAUCUAUUCAACCAUUUUGGAAUAUGAAAUUUUUUGCCUCCAGUUUAUCGAUAGAUCGUCAGAUUAUUAUUUACGAUCUUAAAAAGAUGCAAAGUGUUCAGCCAAGUUUUCCAACAGUCAGUCUACAAGUUCAUGAUCUCGACUUUUAUCCAGCAGAUUAUACAAAACUAUUAAUCGCUUGUGGCGAUGGUCUUAAAAUUUGGUACUUUAACCAUAAUGCUAGAGAUUUACCCAAUAAAGGUCCACCCAACUAUAGAAUCGAUAGUGUUUCUAAUGUCCCACCGUCCACAAAGAUCGUUAGUGCUGCUUGGCAUCCAAAGGAUAGAGAUGGAGAAAGUCUGAUUGGUUUUGGUACCGAAGACGGAACUUUUAUCUGUGUCGAAUUAAAUAAACAAGUUAAGGUUUAUUCUAGUGAGCACAAAUUAACUGGAUAUAAAAGUCGUGUUUACGCUUGUAAAUGGGGACCCAUACCCUCUGAAUUUUCAUCUAAUUUGACCAGGAAUUGGGCUUGUUACACCGUCUAUGCUGCUGGAUCAAUCCGAGCUCAUGUUGUAACCGAUUCCAAGGCUUUUAGUCUUGAUCAAUUAUCCGAUCAUAGUGUUGCUCGAGAUAAUCUCGAUAAAACUGAAUUAGUCUGGAAAGAUGAUUAUAAUUACAUUGCUAUUGGAUACGAAGAUGGUCAAAUAAUGAUCUGUGCAAAUGAUGGUCACUUUAAAUCAGCAGUUGUUUUGGAUAUUCAUACAGCACCUAUUUCCUGUAUUCGUUGGCAUCCCGAUAAUCUUUAUCAAUACGAUUGUAAGCUUAAAAACAAAGUUGUUUACAAGGAUAAAGCAAAGCACGAGUAUUGGAUAGCAUCAGCGUCACGAGAUAUUACAGUUGAAUUGACUGAUCUUAAAUUUCACCUAAUCGAGUACAAUGAAUCGAAAAAAUUAGUUCAUGUAACCGAAUCGGAUAAGACUCUUUGUGGACACCAAGAUAAUGUUAUAAGUAUCGCUUGGAAUAUGGUUGAUCAAGACCUAUUGGCCACUUGUUCAGCCGAUACAACGGUUCAAGUUUGGCAUAUUGACUGUGAAGCACCUAUGUACUCUUUUCGCGGCCAUUGGUCCAAAGUGUUUGCCAUCGCUUGGGCUCCUUGGGAUAGUAAUCUUAUCUUUAGUGGCGGUGAUGAUAGUACGUUGCAAGUUUGGUCUCCCAGUGAAAUGAGAAAUAGUCAACAUCCUAGAUUAGUUGCAAGUCUAAGGGAUUUACGAAAUGAAUCACCUGUACCCGAAGUAAAUGAACCAAGUCCAACUAAAUAUGAUUAUUUGAAACCUAUUGAACAAGUUCAUCGUGACGAUGAACAGUAUUCAGCUCUUGAAUCUAGCAAUGAACAUGAUGUCAAUCAAGUAUUAGAUUCAACCACUGAAAAAAUAAUCAAUUUCCCUGUGGGUAAAAUUGUUGAAAGUAUUACAUCAGCUACACCUGAAUCAGGUACGCCAAAAGUUUCACCAGAAACAAAACCUUCGUCAAAGGCUCAAAAUGGCCGAACAAGCCGAUCUCCAGGUCAUCCAGAUACGAUAAUAAACAGAUUGAGAAAUUCCGAUAAAGUGAUGGCCGAGAUUUCAUACAAAGAUAAAAAGAAAUCACUAUUACCAAGAUCAAAUAUUAUGGAAAAUUGUUCAACCAAAUUACAGACACUUCGAGAUAUCGAGUUUCUAUUAUCUAAACGAUACCAGUUGAUCAGCUCUGAUAUAAAUGAUAAUGAACUUCGAACAAGGAAUCUAAUUUUUCUCGAUAAAGAUGAAAUUAAAGAGCUUUGUGAGAUCGAGAUUUCCAAUCACAAGGAGAAUACAAAUUUCCCUCUUGCCUUUCAAAUCUCAGCCUUACAGGGUAACCUUAAAGAUAUGAUUACCGAAGCAGUAAAAACUAGUCAACUGUCCGAUUGGAUGGUCUCCCAGGCCGCUUCAAUUUCCCGUGAAUUUUGGUCUAAAACGGUUCUCGCUUAUGCCGUUCAAUUAGAGAAAUCUGGAGAUUCCAUUCAAGCGGCCUUAUAUUACUCAACAAUCCACAGAAUCAUAGAUGCGGCAAGAGUUUUGGUCAAUGCUGGUCUGUACAAGGAAGCGCUAAUUCUGGUCAAAUCUCGCGAAACUUACAACACUCAUCUAAUUAAGGACAUUCUUUCUGCAUGGGCCAAAGUAAAACAAAACGAUACCAACUAUGAAUUCGCGGCCAAAGUUCAUAUCGCCAACAUGGAUACAACUGAAGCUUCCAAUUGCCUUGGUAAACGUAUCGAUGAUCCUAAAUGUCAACAAUUAAAACGGCUCAUUGAUUCAGCUGAACCAGUAAACUUGAAUGAAGAAAUAGAUCCUGAUCAACCAUCAACCUCAAAAUGAUUUAAUCUAAUUGCUUGUCGAUCUCACAACCACCAAACAAUUUUUUAACCAUUUGUAUAAUUCAGUUUAAUUUCCCAAAAACUUAAUCAUAUUUAUAUUUGCUACAAAGCGAUCAAAGCCCAAAGCUUAAUGUAUUUAUAUUGUUAAUUGUUUUCUAUUCUGAUAACUUGCAAAAAAAAUAUACAAAUUAAUUGAUGAAAUUGAAUACAAUGAUUGUAAUGAUUAAA
Molecule: messenger RNA, 4063 nt
Organism: Panonychus citri (citrus red mite)
Lineage: Eukaryota; Metazoa; Arthropoda; Arachnida; Trombidiformes; Tetranychidae
Product: gem-associated protein 5-like
Exons: 3
Coding region: 132-3836 (1234 amino acids)
Molecular function (GO): protein binding
Source: RefSeq, a predicted model, not a curated record